Messenger RNA from Hippocampus comes (tiger tail seahorse), 434 nucleotides. RefSeq names its product SLIT-ROBO Rho GTPase-activating protein 2B-like. The transcript has 2 exons. Lineage: Eukaryota; Metazoa; Chordata; Actinopteri; Syngnathiformes; Syngnathidae. The annotation marks the transcript as partial. The record is from RefSeq and is a predicted model, not a curated record.
UUGUGACGGAAAUGUCAUGUUCUUAGGUGAUGAAGACGUACCACAUGUACAACACCGACAGCAUCAACGCUGAGUCCAAGCUGAAGGAGGCCGAAAAGCAGGAGGAGAAACAGAUGGGGCGCUCCAGUCGCCAGGACGACCGUCAGACGCCACGCUCGCCAGACACCCUUGCUAGCAUCAAGGCGGACGACAAACCCAUUCGCCGCUCUAGUGUCAAGAAAAUAGAAAAGAUGAAGGAGAAGAGACAAGCCAAGUACACGGAGAACAAGCUGAAGGCCAUUAAAGCCAGGAAUGAGUACCUUCUCGCUCUGGAGGCCACCAACGGCUGCGUCUUCAAGUAUUACAUCCAUGACCUCUCUGACAUCAUUGACGUGAGUAUUGAAAGCGACUACUUUCCUGAAGGUUUGUGCGUCCAAACACGGACGGAAACUCGA